AUGGCACACAAAUCUGAUCCAAACAAGCAAGGAUGGGAAGAAUCUGAAUUUCCAAUCCUUUGCGAAACUUGUUUGGGAGAUAACCCUUACGUUCGAAUGACUAAACAAUGUUAUGGUAAAGAAUGUAAAGUGUGCUCUCGUCCUUUUACAAUUUUCCGAUGGCUUCCUGGUGCUGGAAUGAGAUAUAAAAAAACAGAAAUAUGUCAAACCUGUGCAAAAUUAAAAAAUGUCUGUCAAACAUGUUUAUUGGAUUUACAAUAUAAUCUUCCAGUUCAAGUUCGUGAUACUGCUCUUAAUGUUACUAAUGAUGCGCCUAGAUCUGAUAUUAACAGAGAGUACUUUGCACAAAAUAUUGAAGGAAAGAUUUCGGGUCCAGAAAGCCUUAUAAAUUAUGGAAAGGCUGAUUCAGCAGGAAAAGACAUGCUAAAAAAAUUAGCUAGAACAGAACCUUAUUACAAACGAAAUAGACCACAUAUUUGUUCAUUUUAUGUUAAAGGAAACUGCACACGUGGCGACGAAUGUCCUUACAGGCAUGAAAUACCCGAAGAAAAUGAGUUGUCACAUCAAAACAUUAAAGAUAGAUAUUAUGGAACCAAUGAUCCAGUUGCCAAGAAAAUGCUUAAUCGGGUAAAAGGUGGUGGUGGUUCAAACAUUACCCCUCCUGAAGAUAAAACUAUAACUUCAUUAUUUAUUACAGGAAUAGAAGAUGACAUUACAGAAUCAGAUCUAAGGGGGCAUUUUUAUGCUUUUGGAGAAAUCAAAUCAGUUGUAGUUGUACAUAAAUCAAAAUGUGCAUUUGUUAAUUAUGCAACCAGGGCUUCAGCUGAACAAGCAGUAGAAAAAUCACAUAAUAAUUUAAAUAUUAAAGACCAUGAUUUGAAAAUAUCUUGGGGUAGACCAAGACCUACAGGGCCUAAAUCAGAAAUAGAAGCAGUUACUGUAUCUCAAGGGCUUAUUCUGCCGCCACUUGAAUCAAUACAAAUUCCAGCACCACCUAGUCAAACUGCAGCUGGUAUCGUAUAUCCAAGUCAAGGUUUUGUUCCCUCAAGUUUUUUUAUGAGAAUCAUUCUUUUGGAGCUCUCUGAGUUUGAUAUUCCGACUUCCUGUGGUGAAUGUUGGACUCAAGAUAUAAUAAACAUUUCAAAAACUUGA
This is a messenger RNA of Entrophospora sp. SA101, 1152 nucleotides long. The record is from the annotation of a GenBank genome assembly. NCBI's taxonomy places the organism in Eukaryota, Fungi, Glomeromycota, Glomeromycetes, Entrophosporales, Entrophosporaceae.